Molecule: messenger RNA, 3239 nt
Organism: Corythoichthys intestinalis (scribbled pipefish)
Lineage: Eukaryota; Metazoa; Chordata; Actinopteri; Syngnathiformes; Syngnathidae
Gene: ivns1abpa
Product: influenza virus NS1A binding protein a
Exons: 15
Coding region: 547-2499 (650 amino acids)
Molecular function (GO): protein binding
Source: RefSeq, a predicted model, not a curated record
GUAGUUUAGUCGGGAGCGCGCCUUGCUGGCAGUCGAACCAGAGGGAGUGAGUGGAUGUGGAGUGGUCUUUCCGCCACUGGUAAAAGUAAGACGAAGAGACACCCAGCAAGCAGCCCGGACAAGCAGCUUCUGAAGCCGCCUUGCCUACCGCAUUCACCCACAACCGACCAACUCUUCAAUUCUAAUUAAAUAUGUCUAAUAUCAUCUGCUGUCAAACCCCUCAGGUUAUAAUGCAUGACCAACACGGAAUAAGUACAACUCUAUAGCCAACGGGAUCACGAGGACUUGAUUACAGUCGCUUCAAGCCUGAUAGUUUGCUGGGGUGGAAGCCCUCCCUCUCCCUCCUGCUGCCACCUGUGUUGUCAACUAGCAUUUCUUUUGACAACUUUCUCAUCCCACUCCUUGGGUGAAGAAGACUGGAGUUUCCUUGAAUCUCUUGUCUCCUUUGCCUGUUUGAAUACCUUCCAUUCCUGUUCUACUCUUGCAGUGGCACUUCCCUGGAUUUGACUUAUUUUCCAUUAGGCAGACCAACCAAAUUAAGACAAAAUGAUUCCGAAUGGUUAUCUGAUCUUUGAGGAUGAGAGUUUCCUAGAUUCCACUGUGGCCAAAAUGAAUGCUCUGAGGAAGAGUGGUCAGUUCUGCGAUGUUAGACUGCAGGUAUGUGGCCAUGAGUUGAUGGCCCAUCGUGCUGUGCUGGCUUGCUGCAGUCCCUACCUGUUUGAGAUCUUCAAUAGUGACAUUGAACCUCACGGAGUCUCUCAUGUCACUUUUGAGGACCUGGACCCAGAGGCUGUGGAGAUCUUGCUAAACUAUGCCUACACUGCCCAGCUUAAGGCAGAUAAGGACCUGGUUAAGGAUGUUUACUCUGCCGCCAAAAGGUUCAAGAUGGAGCGAGUCAAGCAGAUUUGUGGCGACUACCUGCUGUCUAAGAUGGAUUUCCAGAACGUCAUUUCUUUUCGGAACUUUGCCAGCUCAAUGGGAGAUGCCAGAGUUUUGGCCAAAGUGGAUGCCUACAUUCAAGACCACCUACUGGAGGUGUCUGAACAGGAUGACUUCCUCAAACUUCCCCGCCUCAAGUUAGAAGUAAUGCUAGAAGACAACCUGACUCUGCCCAGCAAUGGCAAGCUUUACUCUAAGGUGCUAAACUGGGUGCAGCGCAGCAUUUGGGAGAAUGGAGAGCAACUGGAACAACUCAUGGAGGAGGUGCAAAUGCUGUACUACUCACCUGAUCACAAGCUGGUGGAUGGAGGGCUGGGGAUUGAGGGGCACACUGAGGUGUUUGGUGGCGAGGAGGACCACCUUCAGUUUGUGCAGAGGAAGCCGGUACGAGAGAGCACCAAGAGACAGAUGAGCUGCAGUUCCUCGGGAAGCCUUUCACCCUCUAACCAAGCAGCAAACGCCCCCAAACAAACUACCAGGAGAGAGUGGAAGUAUAUCGCCUCUGAGAAGACUGCAAACAACACUUACCUGUGUCUGGCUGUGCUGGAUGGAGUGUUGUGUGUGAUCUUCUUGCACGGCCGCAGUAGCCCCCAGACCUCCCCCUCUGCAACUCCUUGCCUGCUGAAGAGUCUGAGCUUUGAGGCUCAACCCGAGGAGCUGGAAGAGCAGCCGCUGUCCCCCAUGCGUUAUGCUCGCUCCGGACUGGGAACUGCAGCGCUCAACUCCAGGCUCAUCGCAGCAGGCGGCUACAACCGAGAGGAAUGUCUGAGGACUGUCGAGUGUUACGACCCCAAAGAAGACCGUUGGACCUUCAUUGCGCCCAUGCGAACUCCUAGGGCUCGUUUCCAAAUGGCUGUGCUGAUGGGAAAUCUCUACGUUAUCGGAGGAUCAAAUGGACAUUCUGAUGAGCUGAGCUGUGGAGAGAUGUACGAUCCGCUCGCUGACGAGUGGGCUCAGGUGCCCGAGCUCAGGACCAAUCGCUGCAAUGCAGGCGUCUGCUCCUUGAACAACAAACUGUACGUUGUGGGAGGAUCAGACCCCUACGGGCAGAAGGGACUGAAGAACUGUGAUGCGUUUGACCCAGUUGCCAAAACCUGGUCCGGCUGCGCCCCUCUCAACAUCAGGCGCCACCAGGCCGCAGUGUGCGAGUUGGAGGGUUUCAUGUAUGUGAUUGGAGGGGCCGAGUCCUGGAACUGUCUGAACGCAGUGGAACGCUACAAUCCUGAGAACAACACCUGGAGCCUGAUAGCCCCUAUGAACGUGGCUCGUAGAGGGGCCGGCGUGGCCGCCUGUGCCGGCAAACUCUUUGUGGUCGGCGGCUUCGACGGCUCCCACGCGCUCCGCUGCGUGGAGGUGUACGACCCGGCUCGAAACGAGUGGAGGAUGCUUGGCAGCAUGACCACAUCCCGCAGCAACGCGGGCGUGGUCACGCUGGGCGACACCAUCUUUGCUGUGGGCGGCUUCGACGGGAACGAGUUCUUGAACACAAUGGAGGUGUACAACCCGGAGGCGGAUGAGUGGAGCGACUGCAUCAAGGCCCUUUCCCCAUUUUCUGAGUGAUGCAGUGCUGCACCUUUUUCCCCAAACUAACAGGCUUAGUGACAUAAUCGUGUUUCGUGAUAUCCUGUGUGUGACUGUGUGAAUGGAUGUAUGGGCGGGAGGGUAGGGGGGUGGGUCCUGGAUGAGGGGUCUUCAGUGAAGACUGGCUUAUAUUAGGAGGGGCAGGCCGGGGCUUGUUGCCCAAAGCAACACAAAUGAAGCCUUCUCAUAUUGCGUACAUUUGUUCUACGUGCUGUACAUAUUGUUUAUCAUAUGCCAACAUUUAUUACAUACCUAGUGCUUUUUCUUUUUCUGACUUGAAACUGGAGGGGUUUCAGAUGGGUCAACUACUCAAAAUGCAAGUGUAAUUUUUUUUAUUUUUUUUUGUGCUUGGGAUGAUAUUUUGCUCACACAAGGUGGAUAUGAAGCCUUAUGAUUUAACAUCUAGCACGAUUUUUAAACAAUCUGGUUUGUGUUUCUAAUCUUAAAUAAUUGCCUUUUUAUAUUUUUAUACACUGCAAAUUUCUCAAAAAAGUAGCAGACAGCUUAGGUCAUCAACCAGUGCCAGUUUUAAGUUUUCUGUGCUCAUGUCACAUGCACAGCCAAGUUUCUGCUAACUAAGCAUUAGUUUUUGUGAUUAACUGAAGAUGUGGAUGCCGUUACUCAAAAGUGUCAAGCUGAGUUUUCUGGAAGGAGUGUUAUGAAUGAAGAAAAUUCUCACAUUUGUAAUAUUUCUUAAUAAAUAAAUCCAAUUAAUUUUU